Micropterus salmoides (largemouth bass) is the source of this 3634-nucleotide messenger RNA. Its product is annotated as GTPase IMAP family member 8-like. The record is from RefSeq and is a predicted model, not a curated record. Gene Ontology annotation, molecular function: GTP binding. Bases 383 to 2773 code for a protein of 796 amino acids. The transcript is spliced from 5 exons. NCBI's taxonomy places the organism in Eukaryota, Metazoa, Chordata, Actinopteri, Centrarchiformes, Centrarchidae.
AUCUGCGGCUGAUUGUUAAGCGUUUGUGUAGCAAAGACAUCGACUAGACACUGACGGAUUAACAGUGGUUAUAUUUAUUUAUUUUGGUGUAAAUUAUUGCUACAGUCCAGUGUAACAACGCUGGUAGGCCUACAAGUUUGUCCGCUGUGUGAUAAUUAGCCUAAAUUAUAUCUUAAAUCAUUUCUUAGAGGAAUAGGUUAUAUGACUGGUUGGGUUGUCUGGACUUUGACCGCUUAUCAGCCAGAAUGGUGAGUCAAACAUUAAAACACAGGAUUACUUUGGGGACAGACGAUGUGGUUUCACUUAUGUGUGUUUGUCUAAAACACUGAUUUAAAAUAUAAUAUAGGCUAACUGAUAAAUAUAGGCCUAUGACAGAAUAAAGAUGGAAGAAAGAGCUUCGAUGGGCUGCAGAGCCGAGACACGGAAAGGGAGUCUUCAGGAGCUGAGGAUUGUCCUCCUGGGGCACGACUGGCUGGAGAAGAGUCUGACAGGAAACACCAUCCUCGGCCGACAGAUGUUUGAUAUCAACAGAGAUGUGAAGAUGUGUGUUAGGAGACAGGGCAUUAUUGAUGAUGGGCAUAGGCGAGUUAUUAUCAUCAACAGCCCUGAAAGGUGGAUCCAGUACUCUGUCCGGGAUCCGAGUCUGGUGAACAACAACAUGUCAUCCUGCGCAGCCAUGUGCCCACCAGGACCUCAUGCCUUUCUUUUGGUCAUACCCAUCAGCUCCCACCGAGGCAGGGAGUGGACAGUAGAGGGACCCCUUGAGCUGCUAAAUAACACAGUGUGGAGAAACACAAUAGUAAUAUUCACUAGAUGUGAGAGACUGCUAGGGUCUUCCGUAGAGGGCUACACUGCAAAACAUAGGUUUCUCAAAGCCCUUUUGGAGAGGUGUGGACAUAGACAUCACCUUUUAGACACAAGCAUUUGGGGAAAAGAUGAUGUUACUCAGGUUGCAGAGCUUUUGGAGAAAAUUGAUGCAAUGGUUGCAGGAAACAUAAAGGCAGGGGUAGGUUGUUAUGUGACCACAAAUGAGGAAGUCCCUGGAAGAACUGAUAGUAGAAAAAAGGAGGUAGAAGAGAGGGCGACUCUGAGAAGAAUUAAUGUGCAGAAGGCCAGAAGUACACUCAGAUCUCUAAUGGGAGAGUCGCCCCCGAUUUCAGUGCUUCGAAUUCUCAUUGUGGGACCAAAGCAGGUUGGGAAGAGCUCGGCUGGAAACACUAUCCUUGGUGAUGAAGUCUUUCCUGCUGGACAUCCAACGUUACAGUGCACUGAGAGACACGGUGAUGUUCACAAAAAGCGAGUCACUGUGGUUGACACCCCUGGCUGGCAUGGGAGAUACUGCUCAGAAGAUACUCCACGGGAGUUACAACAGAGGAUUACCCACAGUGCAUCUCUGUGUGCCCCCAAUCCCCAUGCUGUCCUCGUGGUGGUACGCAGCGAUGAGACUUUUACUGAAACCGACAGGUUGAAUGUGGAGGAACACUUGAGCUUACUUGGAUUUUGGGGGUGGACUCGAACCAUUGUGCUGUUCACCUGGGGAGACAAACUGGGAGUCACUCCCAUUGAGGAGCACAUUGAGAAAUGGCCUGCUCUUCAGUGGUUGGUGGACAAAUGUGGAAAUAGGUAUCAUGUUUUUGAUAACUCAAACAAAGUUGAAGACAUUCAGGUUAGAGAACUGCUGUCAAAGAUUGAGGAAACAGAAGUGGGGAAUGAUACUGGACACUGGUUGCAGAGUUUUAUGAAACUCAAAGAAAGCAACAGGAAGCUGGAUCAAAACUCCAAAAAGUUUGCCAUACAGCUCAAAAGGGCAAGGAUGGACAAUAAUCUCCUGAGGCAAACAGUCAAUGAGAAGGAGAGGAUAGUAGAGGGCAUGGCUAAGACAGCCAAAGGGAAAAAUGAGCAGAUUGAAGCUCUGAAGGCGUCGAGGGAAAGGGAGAUAGAAGAGAGGAAAAAUAAAGACUACGAACAAGAGAUUGGCAGAAGAUUAGUGGAGGCUGAGAGGGAGAACAAGCAGCUCAAACAAGUCAUUAUAGGAAAAGACAGAAUGAUAACAAGCCUCAGGGAAAGAUGUGCGCUGAAAGAUGGUGUGGUUAAAACUACAAAGCAAAGCAGUGAGGUUGAAAAGGAAGUGCAAAAAGAAAGAAUAAAAGAACAAGAACGAGAGGCAGCAGGCAUUAUGAAAAAAUGUGAGAAGAAAGAUAAAGAGCUGGACCAAAUGCUGAUGAAUCACAAAAUAAAAGCAAAAGAGCUUAAAGAGACGAUUGAACAGCUGAAGAAAGAAAAUGACGAUACAAAGAAGGCAUUGAAAGCCACAAUCAAAGGGAUGCAGAGGCACAAUCAAAAAAACGAAACCAGUAGAACCAAUAAGAUGAACACUGUGCAUAACCACCACAGGAAAACAAUCACGGACCUCAAGAUGGAGUUAGGCCGACAACAAAAAUGGGUGUUCACAGUACCAUUGAGCCACCGUGGAGACACCGUUAAACCCAUUACAGAGACAGAACAGACAAGGCUGGUAGUUUUGGACCAUGAGAUCGUGCUACACGAAAAGAGGGAGACUGCAGACCAAGAGUGGCAACUUGAUUCUGACUGGACUCUGUCAUGGCUGAGGGCUGGAGGUGCUGCGCUGGGAGCUGCAGUUGGGGCCCUUGCUGGCUCCUCCCAGGUGGCUACAAGGUUGUGCACCAGAUCAGCUGUUGGGGCUGCGGCCGGGACUCUGCUGGGCAGCUUACUGGUCCAGGGAGCCAGGCCCCAGCAGAGGAAAACCGAAUAAUCCACCAACAGCAAGUGAACUUCUACCAUAAGACAUAAGAUGCCUUUUAAGGCAUCAUGGACAUAAAAUUUCUUAUACAGUAACUAGGAGAGCAUCUGGAUAAUGCUUGGGAGGAAGAACAUCUAUAACCACCAUAAAUCAAUGCACAUAUACAGGAGCAUGUGCACUUGUUGACUAUACAAGGAGCUCACUUAGCUAAGCUGUCCAUCUAUCUGUGAAUACUGUAGUUUUUGUCCAAUGUUAGGAAAUGAUUUAACUAACAACAGCAGUUCACACAUUUUAAAACCUCUAAUGUUGUCUUCACACUGACUUCAACCAAGCACUAUCUCUUCUUUUCAGUUGGUUUUGUUAUUUUACUGUGCAGUUACAUAACAUUGCAAAGUACAACAACAGAUCCUCUUAUUAUUUUUCCAGUCUAUAAUACAGAAUUUGAUGCAGUGUGGAAUCAUGAAUGGUUCAGUUGUCUCUCUGUUCAUAUUAAAUCUAGACUGCUAAAGGAUCUGAUCAAAGAUUGCGGGUCUAAGGCUUGAGUCAAGUUUUCAAACUGUGUACACCAAAAGUCAAAUUGUGUAUACCUUGUCUCGUAAUAUUACAGUAGACCAAUCUCUUAUUUUAGUUGAAUAACUUCAGCGUUCAUUGUUUUCCUAUCAAAAAGAAGAUUUAUAAUCCUAUGGGCUUGAAUAAACAGGUUAAAGAACUCUUUUUUUCCCUCAGUCAGUCAGAUUGUUUAAUCAGAGUUUGGGUUCUCAGUAGUUCCCAGUGUUCUUGUGUAGACUUGUGUAGGGAGUGAUUAAACUGAUAUCAGUGGAGCCACUUCAUCCUCAGAAGAGGUCUGAGCAGAUAAAUAAAUGAAAACAUCUG